Molecule: messenger RNA, 804 nt
Organism: Brassicogethes aeneus
Lineage: Eukaryota; Metazoa; Arthropoda; Insecta; Coleoptera; Nitidulidae
Source: the annotation of a GenBank genome assembly
AUGGAGAAUAAAAAAUCAUUUCUAGCUUUGUUCCUUGAAGAGGAAGAAGAUGACGAUUUGGUAUUGCUAACAUUAGAUGACAGAGGUGAAAUAAGUGGUUUAUUAAAAAGAAAAAGAGUCAAAGGCACCUUUAAUGUUUUAAUUGAAAAUCAUUUAAAAGCUAAUGACCAAAAGUUUAAAGAAUAUUUUAGAUUAAAUAAAAUGCAAUUCCAGCAAGUUCUUAAUAUCAUUAGGCCUGAAAUAGAAACGCCGCCAAAUAGGUUUGUGCAGCAACCAAUAAGUGCAUAUGAAAAACUAGCUGUGACUCUUAGACUAAAGCAGGAGUUGGGAAGGGAGUUUCUUGAAGUUGGCUGUAGUGUCCAUGUUUUAAAAAACUGUCUUCAGUGUGCAGCAGACAAUUUACCAUUUGAUCUAAAAGUUAUUGUUGUAAAAAUAUAUGGAUAUUUUUACAUUUAUACAGUUCGUGUUAAUAAACUGAAAGAAUUCUGUGACUUUGUGGAAGUGGAAUAUGAAAAGUCCCAAGAAAAGGUGCCGCAAAUAAUUUUUGAUUUUUUUCAAUGGAAACAGCAGAAGCCUGGCAUUCACGCCCAAUCUUCCAUGUUCCAUCGUGCAAUAUUAAAAAUUGAGGGCAACAACAUCAGCUUAAUGGAAGUAAUGAAGGUGAUUUUAGAGUUGCAAACAAAACUUGAAGAAAGACUACGUGAAGUUUACAUUCCUUUGGCUGUGCGAAAUAUCCUGACAAAACUUGAGGAGCAAGGUCAUGAGUGUAUGAUGGACUUUAAGAAAGUCGCUAGCAACUUUUAA